Cylicocyclus nassatus is the source of this 400-nucleotide messenger RNA. Lineage: Eukaryota; Metazoa; Nematoda; Chromadorea; Rhabditida; Strongylidae. The record is from the annotation of a GenBank genome assembly.
AGUUGUUUUGUAGAGUAGAUUAUGUCGGACACUGGACGUAGCCCUCGCCCAGCUGGAUCUCAGCUGCGACAACGUCGUGGAGGAGGUGCUGCUGCUGCCUCAUCCGGUCGUGCCCGUGCUGGUAAUAAUGGCGGUCUGUGGCGUUUCUACACAGAAGACUCGACUGGCUUGAAAAUUGGUCCCGUUCCCGUACUUGUAAUGAGCUUAGUCUUCAUUGCCUCCGUCUUCGUCCUUCACAUCUGGGGCAAGUUCACGCGAAGCCGCGCUUGAAUCUUUAUCACUUCCUACCUAUGGGUCGUCACUGUGUUCAUCUUAAUCUGAUAUCUUUUUUACGACUUCUUCUAUUUAUAGUUGUAUUCAGUACAGAUGCGGAAUGUUUUGUUUGAUUUAUUUAUUGUUG